CCUUUCAUCAUAAAAAGUAGGAAAAAUAAAAAAAACUACAAGACGGCCGUAGAACGCGUUCUGCAAUUAUUGGGCGCAUUUUGUUGAAAGGUCGUGUAUAAUUUGAGUGAAUGUUGAAUAAAGUUCAUAAAUUUGCAAAAUGAAUUACCAAUUGCUAAUAUCACUGGCUGUGAGCAAAGUACCAAUACUUGCAUUCGUAUUUGUUGGACUUUUGCUGCUGUAUAAACUCUACGUGAAAAUUCGUGCCAAUUUCGAUGCGACUGUAAAUUGCUGGUUUUGCAAUCAAAAUGCGCGCGUGCCCUAUUUGGAGUCGAACAGUUGGACGUGUCCACAUUGCGAGCAAUACAAUGGCUUCACCAAAGAUGGGGACUAUAACCGCGAAAUAUAUCAACAACUGGACUGCAGCAAUUUACUGCCUGCUGUAGCAAGGCUGGAUAAAUCAUCAGAGCAUGAUGCAUCAGAAUCGGCGCUGGACGCAUCUAAGAAUGGUUUCUGUCAUGACUGCAACGAAGCACAACGACUAAAGGUCGAAAAGUUAGCCCAAUUUGAACCGAAGAAUGAGUCUCGUUUCGAAGAAGAACUCAAGGUUUACAAGGCCCAAAUUGAAGAGCAAUAUCGUUUGUGUAGGACAUGCGAUCGUCAUUUGCGGAAAGUGCUACAUGAAAAGAAGAAAAUGGUACUGGGUUCCAAAUUCCUGGAUUAUAUUAUAAAAGGAGCUGAAACGCUUAAACACCCACAUUUCUCCCAAGUUCGCCAUGUUCAACGUCAACACUGGAAACGCCGCCUUUCUCUGCACAUAUCAUUACUCACAAUAGUCAAUUUGUUGUGUUUGUGCUACAUGUUGCCGGCGUUAACCCGUGAACACCUCACCGCAGUGUUAGGCAAUCGACUUGGCGAGCAGCUGUUUCUUGCCGUAUCACACGUGUUGGCGCUUUGUCGUGUGUUGGCCGCGUUUCUAUCGCCAAUUGGCGCGCAUCCUUUGGUAGAAAAAUGCAAACUGUUUGCGAAUACAAUUUUCAUGAUGCUUCUGUAUUCACUGGGACUAAAAUUGCCUCAAAUCACACGUAUAAACUUCGCUUCGCUUUAUGUGCUAUCUUAUCCGUUUACCCUACUUGGCAUGUCUUUCGGCUAUAAAAUUAUUGAUGGGUUUAAAUUAACGCGUUUUACCUUUUUGCUGGUCUUAUGGAGCGCAUUUGCAGGCGGUUUAACAGAAGAACAAUUAUACUUCUCCCCCACUGUUUUAAUGCUCUUUGCAUCAGCGGUAACCCUAGCGCUUUGCGCGACAAAUCAUGUAGAUGUCUCACCCAAACUGCACGAUACUAGCGCCAGCAGUUUUCAUAAAAUCUAUUCUGAGGACUACUUAAGCGAUGACGACACAAUUAGUAUGUUGAGUCAGCAGUUUAAUUGCAGUGAUGCCAGCACGGUUCGCUCUACCUCGCUGCGUGGACAACCAUCGCCGCCACAGAAAGGACUGCAUAAAUCACCAGUCACUUCGUCAACAUUUUCGCUGCACAAUAUGUCAAGCUCAAAAUUUUCACCCAAUUCUAGCUAUAAAUCUUGCUACUUCGACGCACAAACCAAUCCUCGCUCAAUUCAAUCACAAUAUGCUGCUUCAUCCGUGAGAGAUUUUAACACUUCCGUGUCGUCUGCCACGUUAACUUCACGCACUCCGUUUCUUUACCCAAAUUGGGAAAUAAACAACCAUGAACAACAACGCCCGCUUUCAACUCUGUUUGGUGCAAGUGGCAAUCACUUUAGAAACACUGGUGCAAAUACACCAUUUUUAAAUGCCUCUUUUGGUGGCGAGACCAACGCACAUCACUUUCAAAAACAAAGCAGCGAUAUUUUUGCUCAAUAUCGCCCUGGUAGCUCGAUGAAUCAACUCGCUUUUUCAGCGCACACAGCUGCAUUACGUUCGCCAUUUUCACUAUCCAGCAAUGCGGUAUAUCAGACACAACGUCCAACCUCAACAAAUUUGCUCACACCAUCCCGUUUCAGCACAACAUGUCUUGCCAGUAACACGUCAGCCGCAUCAUGGCUUUAUGUGGGCUCUUCAAAUCAAUCUAACAAAAAUUUUCCCGAACCACGUCAAACGAUGACCUCUAUUGGAGAUAAUAUAUCUCGUGCUUCAUCGCAAUCGUCGGGAUUCGAAUCACAAAAUGACCGUUUGAAUAUAUCGCGUGAGAACUCAUUCACCAACGAGAGCAAUGAUAUGGUGCAGCAGCCGAAGGCAUUGGAUGCCACACGCACUUUUCAGCCCAUCGAAACUGGCAGUCGUGCGGCUUAUUCGCCACGCCCAUCGCUGUUAUCUAACCCGCAGCUCGGGAAGCCGUUGACAGUGAACUGUGGAAUGCCUUCACCGAUGGGUAGUCAUGCACCAUCAGAGUUCUGGGGUGCUCCAGCUAAAAGAAAAUGUAUUGAGGGCCGUGACAUAUUUAAUUUGCGCAAAAUAAAUGAGGAGCUGCCGAUGCCGUUGCCCACUUACAAAUAUAAGCGCGGGGAUUUGCUGAAAAAGUGGAAGGAGAGCCAAGUGAUUGCUUAACUAUCGGAAAGUCAACAUGAAUCAUCUACAUCAUUUUUUUAUCAUGUCACAUUAAUUUAUUGUAAUUAAAUCAUCCUUAGUUUCGUAGAACUUAUAUCUAAGAGUUUACACUGACACAAUUUGAGAAGGUUAAUUUAUUGUAUAUGUUAAGGUAAUUGUAGUUGUUAUUGUAUUAUAUAACAUUUUUUUUUACUAACAACAGUAGGUAUAUUUUUUUAAGAGUUUUUACAAAAUAAGACCCAACAAUGGACAACAUUUCAAAAAAGAACUUUUGUUCUUAAUUCGUAUGUUGCUUAUGGCGGAGAUAUUAAUUUUUUGACAACAUUAAUGGUUACAUUAGUGGUUUUGGAUUAUUGCUUUAUUUUUGAAGUUCCAUUUGUAAUUGCAUACUAAACACUGCCAUGUAAAGACCUGAAAGAAUUGUUUCUACAAUUUGACACGUUAACAAAAGUCUUAAAGAAAUAAAGACGUUACUAUGUUGCAUUAGGUUUCCAAAAA
This is a messenger RNA of Anastrepha ludens (Mexican fruit fly), 3040 nucleotides long. RefSeq lists its product as uncharacterized. NCBI's taxonomy places the organism in Eukaryota, Metazoa, Arthropoda, Insecta, Diptera, Tephritidae. Gene Ontology annotation, biological process: nuclear migration along microtubule. The record is from RefSeq and is a predicted model, not a curated record. Gene Ontology annotation, cellular component: nuclear membrane. Bases 140 to 2542 code for a protein of 800 amino acids. Gene Ontology annotation, molecular function: lamin binding; actin filament binding. The transcript is spliced from 4 exons.